Tachyglossus aculeatus (Australian echidna) is the source of this 373-nucleotide messenger RNA. RefSeq names its product distal membrane arm assembly complex 1 (gene DMAC1). The record is from RefSeq and is a predicted model, not a curated record. Lineage: Eukaryota; Metazoa; Chordata; Mammalia; Monotremata; Tachyglossidae. The transcript has 2 exons. Bases 7 to 282 code for a protein of 91 amino acids.
GCCGCAAUGGCCGCCGCCUCGUCCUCUCCGUCGUCGUCGUCGUCCCCGCCUUCUCCCGUCAGGACCCCGCUGAUGGGCAACUGCUGGAGCUGCCGCCUGCUCAGCGGGACGGGGCUGCUGGGGGCGGGCGGCUACGUGUACUGGGCGGGGCGCCGGCCCAUGAAGCUGGGCAUCCCGCCGGGCCCCGGCCACAUCGCCCAGAUGGUCCUCGGCAUCGGCAUCGGCUGCUGGGGCGUCGUCGUCAUGACGGAUCCGGCGGGCACGGCCUGGCCCAAGAAGUGAGCCCGCCCCGACCGGCGCCUGGACCUGAUGGCGAAGGCCCCGCCCGCUCCCCCUUUUCCCCCCCCCGCCUCAGAGGCUAAUAAAGUUUGCG